AUGUUCCAUUCCCAAAAGCGCGCAGCAUACCACAGCUCGUCACAGAGCCAGGAUAACGCUUUUCGGGACUUGGAUCUGGAUUUGGAUUUAGAUAUGGAUUUGGAUUUGGAUUUGGAGCUGAGCGACGAUGAUAUGAACACACAGAAAAGUACAGCAGAGGGUGCCAAAGGAAAAGAGAAGAAGGAAACAGAGGAGGAGAUAAAGAAGUUUAGAUACCCAUUCGAUGCCAGUGUGAAUGAAACGGGGGUUACGGUACUUAUGGAUAUGGAUAAGUUUUGGGACAAAAAUUCGGCCCUACAGCCAAAACAAGCGGAGAAUGUGGAUGCAGAGAAUCCCGUUAUUGAAGCCGGGACGAGGGAGGUGUGGGUAGGUGAGGAGUGGCCCACCAUUGAGCAAGUGGAAUAUAAUGAGAACUUAACCUUUCCGAAGAGGAAGAAGGGCGCACAAGACAUAGUGCCCGAGAAAGUAUGGGUAAUCAAGCCCAAACCUCCACCCAAGAAGAAACCAAAGAAAAAUUUAGGGUCCCAAAUAGGUAAGCAUGCUAAGCAACGGAAAAUGCCGACGGUUAUAGGACAUUCUCAGCCCAAAAAACGACACGGGUUCAAGGUGUCCCGCCAAAAGAAAUCUGGUUCAUCACAGACCACUUCGCGCUCUCAAACGGUUCGAUUUGCCGAUUCAGAAGCACAGUCACAACAGCAAUCCCAAACGCAGGACUACACACAAUCCAAUUCCCAGGCCCAUUCCCGAUCCGGAUCACAAUCGGCACAAUCGUCACAAUCACAAUCACAAUCACAAUCACAAUUUGAGUCACAACCCCAAUCCGAUUUCGGAUCACAAUCACAGUCUCAAUCUCAAUCUCAUUCUCAAUACCGAGCCAAAGGCAAGCACAAGAAGAAGCACAAGAAGGAUAAGCAUAAGAAGGACAAACACAAGAGCAAUAAGAGGCGGAUGGGUUUCUGAUAAUUAGACAAUACGUAAUUUUAGACAAAUAAAAGUUUUAG
Sphaeroforma arctica JP610 is the source of this 1001-nucleotide messenger RNA. RefSeq lists its product as hypothetical. The transcript has a single exon. The coding region runs from base 1 to 960 and encodes 319 amino acids. Lineage: Eukaryota; Ichthyosporea; Ichthyophonida. The record is from RefSeq and is a predicted model, not a curated record.